Rana temporaria (common frog) is the source of this 1211-nucleotide messenger RNA. RefSeq names its product vomeronasal type-2 receptor 26-like. The transcript is spliced from 2 exons. Gene Ontology annotation, molecular function: G protein-coupled receptor activity. Gene Ontology annotation, cellular component: membrane. Gene Ontology annotation, biological process: G protein-coupled receptor signaling pathway. Lineage: Eukaryota; Metazoa; Chordata; Amphibia; Anura; Ranidae. The coding region runs from base 58 to 936 and encodes 292 amino acids. The record is from RefSeq and is a predicted model, not a curated record.
ACCAGAUCUGUGUGGAUAGUCUGUGGAGUGUGAUCUCUGUGCGAUAGUGAAAACUGCAUGAAAUGUCCUGAUGAUGAAUGGCCAAAUGAGAAGAAGGAUCGGUGUGUUCCAAGAGUGAUGGAAUUUCUCUCCUACACUGAUGAUCCCAUUGUUGGAGUAUUUUCAGCUGUCUCCAUCCUCUGUUGUCUUCUGACUGGUUUAAUAUUGGUGAUAUUUAUACAUUACCGGGGCACCCCCAUUGUUAAAGCCAAUAACCGUGACCUGAGCUAUCUUCUCCUGGUCUCCAUCAUGCUGAGCUUCCUCUGUGUCUUCUUGUUCCUCGGCCAUCCAGUAGAUGUGACCUGCAUGCUGCGUGUCACCUCUUUUGGUGUCAUCUUCUCAGUUGCCGUCUCUUCUCUACUUGCCAAAAGUACCAUGGUGUGUAUUGCUUUUAAAGCCACCAAACCUGGGAGUCCCUGGAGGAAAUGGAUGGGAGCCAAACUGCCCAAUUUUAUCAUUUGUGUCUUCUCAUUGGUUCAAGUCAUAAUCUGUGUCACUUGGUUGUCUAUUUCUCCUCCCUUCCAGGAUCGGGACACUCACUCUUAUCAGGGGAAGAUCAUCAUUCAGUGUAAUGAGGGUUCAGUUAUCGGCUUCUACUCUGUCCUGGGAUAUAUGGGGCUUCUGGCAGCUGUGAGUUUCAUUGUCGCUUUUUUAGCCAGGACAUUACCGGACAGUUUUAAUGAGGCCAAGUACAUCACCUUCAGCAUGCUGGUGUUCUGCAGUGUCUGGAUUGCCAUGAUCCCGGCCUAUCUGAGCACCAGAGGGAAAUACAUGGUGGCUGUGGAGGUUUUUGCUAUAAUAGCAUCAAGUUCUGGACUUCUUGGCUGUAUAUUUUUCCCAAAAUGUUACAUAAUUCUGUUCAGACCCGACCUGAACACAAAAACAGUUAUCCACUAAUAUGUAUGGAACAACACUGGGUUACCAGUAGUUAUAGCAUUAUCUCUAUUGUUGUUAAAUCUAAUAUUAUGUCAGUGUAUUGAGAAUGAACACUGCUAUAUUGUAUAUGAAUAUUUCAUACUUCCCUCUCUGGUGGAUGGUGAGUUACAUUUUUGCUCUGGACACCACUGGUAUCAGACACUUUGGGUUUGUUGGAAACCUUGUCCCCUGAUGGGUGUAGUAGUUCCCCCACCAACCGUUCCAUUAAUACAGAACAAUGUUUUUUAAAUCCUUUA